AUGAGCUUGGCUCCUAUUGGUCUGCAAGCCCCUGUAGGUCAACCCGCAGUAUCAGCUCCUUUCCUCUCCAAGGAGGAGCAGGCAUUCCUUGCGGCACGGGAGUACGAAAAGGCUUUUGCAAGGAAACGUCGAGAAGAGGAACUGAAGCGACAAGUGAAAGAAGAGUGCAAGCGGAUCAAGAAGGAAGAUAAGGCGAAAGCAAAAGCUCAGGCGAAGGGCCACAGGCUCGAACCGAAGAAAAACAAAGCACAGCGACUGAAGGCAUACCUCAAGGAGGCACAAGCCAGGAAGAAGCGAGAAGCCCAGGAAAAGGCACAUCAGGAGAGGCAAGCGCACCGCAAGCAGAAACGGGCUGAGUACAAAGAGAAGGCAAAGCAUCUGGUUAGCAGAGCCAAGUUCAGAGUCACUCGCAAGUUUGCCUGA
This is a messenger RNA of Macroventuria anomochaeta, 423 nucleotides long. RefSeq lists its product as uncharacterized. Lineage: Eukaryota; Fungi; Ascomycota; Dothideomycetes; Pleosporales; Didymellaceae. The coding region runs from base 1 to 423 and encodes 140 amino acids. The transcript is spliced from 2 exons. The record is from RefSeq and is a predicted model, not a curated record.